This is a messenger RNA of Lepus europaeus (European hare), 5924 nucleotides long. Its product is annotated as zinc finger protein 432-like. NCBI's taxonomy places the organism in Eukaryota, Metazoa, Chordata, Mammalia, Lagomorpha, Leporidae. Gene Ontology annotation, biological process: regulation of DNA-templated transcription. The record is from RefSeq and is a predicted model, not a curated record.
CAAGAAUAAGUAGAAUUAAAAGGAUGAGGACUUCACUCUAAGACGGAGAGAAGUACAGCACAUGAGAGCAGUCUUUCAGGACUGGAGCUCUUCUAUUCAGAUCCAAAGAAGAGAACCUGCUGAAAAAACUAUGAGGCAGGGGCAGGCACUGUGGCACAGUAGGUUAAGCCACAGUUUUGGACACCUGUAUUCCAUAUCAAAGUGCCAAGUCAAGUCCCAGCACCUCCACUUUUGAUCCAGCUUCCUGCUAAUGCAUCCCGGGAAGCAACAGAUGAUGGCUCAAAUGCUUGAACUACAACUACUCAUAUGGGAGAUCUGGAUGGAGUUCCAGGCUCCUUGCUUUGGGCUGGCCCUGCAGUAGCCAGACAUGAACCAGAAGUCUGUUACAAGAUGUGUCUUACACUUUAACUCACUGUGCCACAACACCUACCCCCAACAAGUAUUUUUAAACACCUAAAAGUAGGAGGCUGUCUCAGUACUUCAAGUUUUAUUAGUGCAUUCAUUAGGUAAUGAAAAACAGGGUGAUUUCAUGAUUGAUUUUUUACAAGGCUCACCUUACCUUUUCUGUGACUACUAGAUAGUAAAGCCAGUGAUGCAGUGACAAUUCCUCUACCUGAUGGGGUACUGAGUCGGUGUAUUGAUGAUGUGAGAGACUGGCUGGAAUUGAGAGAACUUUUGAAGAUGGAACUGACUUCCUGCUUUGACUUGUUUCAUGGCUAUCAGGUUUAUUAUGAAAAUUAUGACAAUGAACUGGGGCAGAGAUAGAAACAAAUAGUAUGCUUACAACUGGCACGCAAAAACCUCUUGGUGAGGUAAUGCAGACGCGUAGUAUCGUGGCAAGUCCAGUUCUUUGCGGUCUCUCUUUUUUUUUAAGCACAUGGAUAUUCAUCGUUCCGUUUGCAAUACCCAGUAAACUGGAAGCAACCCAAAAUGUCCACAUCUGGUAAAUAAUCGAAUAUAUUUUGGAAUACCCACACAACCGAAUAUUAGGCAACAAAAGGAGACUAUUGAAACAUGAGAGAUGAAUUCACAAUCAUGCUGUGUGAAAGGAACAAGAGAAAAAGUACAAGCGGUGUGAUUCUAGUCAUAAAAUGCAGGCUGCAUGGCCGAAGACCAGCGAUGGCCUGAGGCUGUGCUGGACAGGUUCAAGUGCACGGCUCGGGAGACACUGGCAGCGCGGUCACACCGCUUUGAUCCUGCCGGGCUCCGGUCUCUGAAGAGAAGGCGACCAACCGUGCUGCGGCCGUUGAAAGGAAUCUGCCACACACAUCCCUGCCCCCGACAACCUCCCCGUCUUCCGCCAAGGCUGAGCACUGCGGAACAAGAACCGCUCCUGUCCGGCGGCGGCGGCCGCUUCACACCGCCAACGCGUCCGCUCCGCCUCCCGGUCAUCUUGAAGCUGCAGAAGUGAGAUUCGGGAUGAGGCUCCCAGCAGCCCUGGCUGCCCUGGCUGCCCUGGAAGAGACAAGAAGUGAAUGCAGAAAGAGGGUGUUCUGGGACCUGGAAGUCAUCAUUUCUGGAGGCCCCUCUCACAAGUGACUGAGAUCCCAUCUGGAAAUCGAGGGCCUAUCCAGAAGAAACAAAGACUGUUCCCAGUCGCUGGCCAUUUCUUCAAGCAGAAAAACAUGGUCAUUGUUCAGGAAUUUCUGACACUGGAGGAUGUGGCUGUUGCCUUCACUCAGGAGGAGUGGCAGCGCUUGGGCUCUGCUCAGAGGGAUCUGUACCGGGAUGUGAUGUUGGAGAACUACAGCAACCUGGUGUCCUUGGGGUAUCAAGCCAGCAAGCCAGUUGUAAUCUCUAAAUUGGAGCGAGGAGAACUGUGGACAAUGGAAGACAAAAUGCACAGUCCAGUCUGCCUGGAAAACCACAAAAUUGAUAAUCAUCUUCAGAAUCAUUUCAGGGAAAAUCAAAGAAUGCUGAAGAGUAUGGAACAGCACCAUGAACAAAAUGCACUUGGAAGUAUUGUUUGUCAAAACAAAAGUCAUUUGCCUUUAAGGGAAAAUUAUACAUUUGAGUUAUACAUAAAAACAUUGAAAUCAAAGUUAAGUUUAGUAAGCCAGAAUAAAAGCUGUGAAAUUAAAAACUCCCCUAAAUUUCUUGGAAAUGGGAAAUCAUUUGAGCGUAAGUGUGAAAAAUUUAAUUCCACAGUAAAAUUCCCUCCAAGUGGAAAACCCAAUAGCAGUAAGUCUCAAGCCAUUAAGCAUCAGAGAACUCAUGAAAUAGAGAAAACCCAUGUAUGCCAUGAAUGUGGGAAAGCCUUUUUCAAGAAGUCUCAACUCAUGGAUCAUGAGAGAGUUCAUACAGGAGAGAAGCCUUAUGGUUGCAAUAUGUGCACAAAAGUAUUUUCUAGAAAGUCCAGGCUCAAUGAACAUCAGAGAAUUCAUAAGAGAGAGAAAUCCUUUAUAUGCAGUGACUGUGGAAAAAUCUUCACCAUGAAGAACCGUCUGAUUGAGCACCAGCGAACUCAUACUGGAGAAAAACCCUGUGUAUGCAGUGUUUGUGGAAAAGGCUUCCCAGGCAAACGUAAUCUCAUUGUACAUCAGCGAAACCAUACUGGAGAGAAGUCUUUUCUAUGUAAUGAGUGUGGAAAGGGCUUCACUGGGAUAAGCAUGCUAGUGAUACACCAGCGAACUCAUACAGGAGAGAAGCCCUACGUUUGUACUGAGUGUGGGAAAGGCUUCACCACAAAGCACUACGUCAGCAUACAUCAACGAAAUCACACGGGAGAGAAACCAUAUAUAUGUGAUGAGUGUGGGAAGGGCUUCACCAUAAAGAGUCGUCUGAGUGAACAUCAGCGAACUCAUACAGGGGAGAAACCUUUUGUGUGCGAUGAAUGUGGAAAAGGCUUUCCUAGGAAGAGUAACCUCGUUGUACAUCAGAGAAAUCAUACGAUAGAAAAAUCCCAUGUCUGUAAUCAGUGUGGAAAAGGCUUCACCGUGAAGAGCAAGCUCAUCAUACACCAGCGCACUCACACAGGGGAGAAACCCUACACAUGCAGUGAGUGUGGCAAAGGCUUCCCCUUGAAGAGCCGGCUGGUUGUACACCAGCGGACGCAUACUGGAGAGAAACCUUACAAAUGCAGUGAUGGGAAGGGCUUCAUUGUGAACAGUGCACUGAUGUUACACCAGCGCACUCAUACAGGAGAGAAACCCUACACAUGCAGGGAAUGUGGCAAGGGUUUUGCCUUUAAGAGCAAUCUGGUUGUCCAUCAGCGGACACAUACUGGUGAGAAACCCUUUCCAUGCAGCGAGUGUGGGAAAGGUUUCACCAUGAAACGCUAUCUCAUUGUACACCAGCAAAUCCACAGAGGGGAGAAAUCCUAUAUAUGCCAUGAAUGUGGAAAAGGCUUUGCUUUGGAAACAGAGCUCAUUCUUCAUAAGCAAGUUCACACUGGAGAGAAACCCUAUGCAUGCAACGAAUGUGGUAAAGGCUUCGCUGUGAAAAGCCAAUUAAUGAUUCAUCAACGAAGUCAUACAGGAGAGAAGCCCUUUGUCUGCAGUGAAUGUAGAAAAGCCUUCUCCUCAAAAAGAAAUCUCAUUCAUCUGAGAACUCACACGGGAGAAAGACCGUACGAAUGCACUGAGUGUGGCAAAGCCUUUCUCAAGAAGUCCCGGCUCAGCCUACACCAGAAGACGCACACAGGGGAGAAGACCUACGUGUGCAGCGAGUGUGGCAAAGGCUUCACCCAGAAGGGAAACCUCACCGUCCAUCAGCGAAUCCACACGGGCGAGAAGCCGCACACGUGUAACGACUGCGGCAAAGGCUUCAUCCAGAAGACCUGCCUGAUCGCCCAUCAGAGGUUCCACACGGGAAAGGCGCCUUUUGUGUGCAGCGAGUGUGGCAAAUCCUGCUCUCAGAAGUCAAGCCUCACUAGACACCAGAGAAUUCACACCAGAGAGAAGCCCUUCGAAUGUGCUCAGUGUGGGAAAGCCUUCAUCUCCAAACAGAAACUCCUUGUCCAUCAGAAAACUCACUCGGGACAGAGACUCUGUGGCUACGAGUGUGGGAGAGCCUUCGCGUACAUGUCUUUGCUUGUUAAGCAUAAGAGAGCGCACACAGGGGAUACCCAGGGACAUUCAGGGAAGGGGGAAAAUCCUCCUGCAGAGAGGCCCAGCCCACAGCCUACUCGAGAUGUUGUGCAGGGAAAAAGCCCCGGUCACCCAGUGAUGCCACAGGUGCUUUCUGUAGCCCCUCAGACAUCAAUAAAUGUCAGUGGCCUUCCAGCAAAUAGGAAUGGAGUUCUUGUGGGGCAGCCUGGGGGCAGGUGUGCACCCUCGGGAGGUAGCAGUGGCUUUGCACAGGGAGGAAACCUGGUGAAUACAGUGAGUGUGGUGGUGCCUUCAGUGAUCAAUUUCAUCUUAUUUUAUGUUACAGCAAACCCAUAGGAAGAGGCUCAGGGGCAUUCUAAUCAGCCAAGAGCAAAAACGUGUUGUUCAUUGUACGGCUGUAAAGUAUACACUGAGAGGAACUGUAUAAUGCAGAGGCUGGGGGAGUCUGAUGUGGGCGCCUGUUUAAAUAUACGCUUCAUUGCGGGCAUACUGACGUUGAUUGCCAAUCCUAUACAUUGUUGUCAGUCCUAUACAUUGCCGUCACAUUUGUGUCAAUUAAAUUGCAUGAAGGAGGCCUGAGCUUAUUUACAGGGAGGAAAUAAGUACUGUGCAUUUUUUAAGUAGCCAAGAUGGAAAUCUGGAAUAUUACUACGAAUGAAAAGCCAAGGAACAAGUAGUUGGUGGAGAAGAUUAGUACUCGUGGAUGUGGGGCAUGUCUGUCACCUCAACUUCCCCACCCCAAUGUAGAGGACUAGCUGAACUUCAGGGCGUCUCCCGUAAACUUAAACUUUAUAUUAUAUAGAAGGACCUAUGAAACAGUAGCCUUACAUUCAUCCCACUCACUUAAUGAAUAGGUGACAAUUGUUUGCUUUGUACCUGGUCCUGUUCUGGGGGCUGAGGGGCCAGUGCUGGAGAGAGCAGAAGCAAUCUUGUCUUGGGUAGACAGCACUGACUGAACUGGAUCAUCAGGUGGUGUAUUUCCACUAGCUAAUCUAAGAGGAUCUAAGUAUCCACAGUGGGUGAAAUGGAGAUGAGUAACGAGUUCAGAGGGAUACAGUGUGUUGUUCAAGGCCCAUAUUAUGAAGGAUGGAGAAAGGACUGGUCUUGGUACUUAGGCCCCUUAGAACAUUAGCAGGUUUUAAUACCCAUGAUGCUUUAUCUCUAAGAGAUCAAAGAUUCCCUGAUAAUUUUUAUUAGAACUGUAAAAGCAUUUGAAGUAGUGGUUAUACUGAUUAAAAUACCAGCAUCGUACAUCAGAGUACCCGAGUUCAAUUCCUGGUUCUGGCUCUAGACUCACAUCUUCUGCCGAUACAGACCUUGGAAGGUGAUGGCUCAAGUGAUUGUGUUCCUGCCACUCAAGUGAGAGGUCUGGUUAUGGUGCCGGCUCCCAGCGUUGGCCCCAGCCAUCGUGAACAUUUGAGGAAUGAGUGAGCAGAUGGGCAGUGUCAAUCUUAAAGAAUUGAGGGGAGAAAGAAUUUUAAGUGUGCUCACACGCCACGUUUCAGAUGUUCAGUAGCCCCGUGUGAGCAGCUGUUGGCCUUGUGUCUCCCAUGCCUAGGUCACUCAUUCUACCCUGAAUGGACCCGAUACUAUUUUAUUUUUUCCCUUAAAGAUUUAUUUGAAAGACAUCCACUAAUUCUCCAGUGGCCUCAACAGCCAGGUCUGGGUGAUACCAAAGCCAGUAGCCUGGAGCUCCAUCUGGUCUCCCACAAGGCUGGUAGUGGCCCAAACACUGCCUUCCCAAGUGCAUUAGCAGGAAACUGGAUCGGAAGCGGAGCGCCCAGGACUUGAGUUGGUUCUCUAGGAUGGGAUGAUGGACUCACAAGAGGAGACCUAACCUGCUGUGCCAUAAUAGUUUUAUGUUAAGCUUUGUUU